Penicillium macrosclerotiorum is the source of this 1695-nucleotide messenger RNA. RefSeq lists its product as uncharacterized. The transcript is spliced from 3 exons. Bases 1 to 1695 code for a protein of 564 amino acids. The record is from RefSeq and is a predicted model, not a curated record. Gene Ontology annotation, biological process: fatty acid metabolic process. Gene Ontology annotation, molecular function: medium-chain fatty acid-CoA ligase activity. Lineage: Eukaryota; Fungi; Ascomycota; Eurotiomycetes; Eurotiales; Aspergillaceae.
AUGGGUGACCGAACUCUUUUCGUACCCUCACAUGUGGGACGCAAUGUGCUUCCUAAUCUUCCUUUCUUUAACAAAUUGUUACGAUAUGCUCAGCGUAAGCCGCCCCGCAUAGCAGUACGCGACGUGAACGCUGGUAUGGAAAAGACAUAUGAAGAUGUUCUGCUAGAUGCACUAUCUCUUCGCACUGAGAUUGAAAACACGCUCAGUCGCGAGACUCUUCAUGAUCUAUCUGAAGACAAAGAAGUGUAUAUUGGGCUUCUAGCACCUGGUGGAUAUGAGUAUACCGUUGGGUUCGUCGCAAUUAUUGCGAUGGGUGCUGCAGUUGUUCCUAUGGCUGCGGGGCUUCCUGUAGAUGAAGCAUCUUAUUUCCUUCUGAAGGCACGGUGUGUUGCUCUGGUGAGCAGUUCAACAAGUGAAGUCCUAGGACGAUCUAUCGUACACUCCAUGAGCCAGAAAAAUGAUUUCCAUAUCCCAUGCAUCGCCCCAAUUGCAUCUGUCUUCUGUGCUACAUCCUUUCCAGCUGAGGAGGUAGUCAUAUCAUCGAACAAAGUUCUUGACAUCAACAAUGCUAGUGCAGUCAUUUUUACAUCGGGCACAACCGGUCGUCCCAAGGGGGCAGUCCAGCGUCGAACGUGGCUCACAGGAAAUGCCGAGACAGACGCUGAUUUCUAUGGCAUAACUGAAAAUGACGUUGUACUUCAUGUUCUACCGGUUCACCAUGCCUCAGGUGUUGGUCUUACUUUUUUGCCUUUUGUGAUUGCUGGUGCUUGUAUCGAAUUUCGAAGUGGCAGCUUCAACACAGCCUGGACAUGGGAGCGCUGGCGCAAGGGAGGAUUGACCUUUUUCUCUGGCGUUCCCACCAUAUACAUGCGAAUGAUGCGUUACUAUGAAGAAAAUAUUGCAAACCAGUCCCCUCACGUACGUGAUCUAUACGUUGCUGGCGUGCGUGACAUCCGUACGAUGUUGUGUGGCUCGUCAGCCCUCCCUGGUCCUGUCCAGGACUUCUGGGAGAAUCUAAGACAGAAACCAAUUCUCACUCGGUAUGGCGCUACGGAGUUUGGUGCUGUCAUUAAAACAGACCUUGAUUCUACAGGUACACCCCGUAAUAGCGUGGGUCGUGUGGUUGAGGCUGUUUCUCUCAAGCUUGAAGAUGACGGCCAUCUGCUUGUGAAAUGUCCUUUCAUGUUCUCAAAAUACUUGCACGACGAAAAGGCAACCGCGGCAGCUCACGAUAAAGAUGGUUAUUUCAAGUCGGGUGAUAUUGCUCGCCGCGAAGGCAAAUAUUUUUUCAUCCUUGGUCGUGCAUCAAUCGACAUAAUUAAAUCAGGCGGUUACAAAAUAUCCGCAUUAGACAUUGAGCGUGAGAUCUUGGGCUUAGACUAUGUCUCUGAAGUCAUGGUCGUCGGUGUCGAUGACGAAGAAUAUGGACAGCGGGUGGCCGCUACAGUCAGCCUCAAGACGGACCAGAACACAGCUCGCAAGAGCCUAACACUAGCUGAGUUAAGAGAAGACCUGCGAAGCAAGCUGACUGGAUAUAAAAUGCCGACUAUAUUGCGAGUGAUUCAGGGUGAGCUUCCCAAAUCAGGAACCGGCAAGGUGCAAAAAAAGAUACUAGGACCGCAAUUCUUUCCACCGAAUUACGAGGAGCUUCCAGAUGUCCAGAUCUGGAGCAAAGCAGCUAAGGCCAAAUUUUAG